GUUUGUUUUCUAACUGGCAAUAAGUCCUUGCGGCGUGGCGAGUUCGUGGUUUUUGAGAAUUUUAUUGUAAAAGUAUUACAAUUUAUAAAAUUCAAAAUGACGAACACCCAAAUAUCCAAGAAAAGAAAAUUCGUUGCUGAUGGGGUUUUCAAAGCUGAAUUGAAUGAAUUCUUGCGUCGAGAAUUAGCUGAAGAUGGUUACAGUGGUGUUGAAGUUCGUGUCACUCCAACUAGAACAGAAAUCAUUAUUUUAGCCACAAGAACACAAAAUGUUUUGGGUGAAAAGGGCCGAAGAAUUCGAGAAUUAACAUCAGUUGUACAGAAAAGGUUUAAUUUUCCCGAAAAUAGUGUUGAAUUAUAUGCUGAGAAAGUUGCUGCCCGAGGACUCUGCGCCAUUGCACAAUGUGAAUCCUUGAGAUACAAAUUGAUUGGUGGACUUGCUGUCCGCAGGGCUUGCUAUGGUGUUCUGAGAUUCAUCAUGGAAAGUGGGGCUCAAGGCUGUGAAGUUGUCGUUUCUGGUAAACUUAGAGGACAAAGAGCCAAGUCCAUGAAAUUUGUUGACGGUUUGAUGAUACACAGUGGAGAUCCUACUAAUGAUUAUGUUGAAACAGCAGUACGACAUGUUCUUCUGCGACAAGGUGUGUUAGGUAUUAAAGUGAAAAUCAUGUUGCCCUGGGAUCCUAAUGGUAAAAUUGGGCCAAAACGACCUCUUCCUGACAAUGUUAGUAUAGUUGAACCAAAGGAAGAAGAACUGCCACAAUCACCUUACAGUGAAGCAAAAGGAGGUGAUGCUAAACCUGCUUUACAAGCAUAAGCCUGUUUGAACUUAAUAAAAAAAUUAUAUAGAAA
Molecule: messenger RNA, 848 nt
Organism: Uloborus diversus
Lineage: Eukaryota; Metazoa; Arthropoda; Arachnida; Araneae; Uloboridae
Gene: RpS3
Product: 40S ribosomal protein S3
Exons: 5
Coding region: 97-813 (238 amino acids)
Biological process (GO): positive regulation of apoptotic signaling pathway; translation
Cellular component (GO): cytosolic small ribosomal subunit; nucleus
Molecular function (GO): structural constituent of ribosome; RNA binding
Source: RefSeq, a predicted model, not a curated record